This is a messenger RNA of Orycteropus afer afer, 192 nucleotides long. NCBI's taxonomy places the organism in Eukaryota, Metazoa, Chordata, Mammalia, Tubulidentata, Orycteropodidae. The record is from RefSeq and is a predicted model, not a curated record.
AUGGUUUGCGGGAACUCCACUGCCACCAGCACUGGCAUGGGCCGAGGCCCUAUAGAAGCAGCUAAAGAUGUUACAGAAGAAUCAAUAACAGAAGAUGACAAGAGGAGAAACUAUGGAGGAGUCUACGUUGGCCUUCCAUCUGAAGCUGUCAAUGUGGUGUCCAAUCAAGUAAAGACUGUGCAAAAAAAUUAG